Molecule: messenger RNA, 7310 nt
Organism: Mycena citricolor
Lineage: Eukaryota; Fungi; Basidiomycota; Agaricomycetes; Agaricales; Mycenaceae
Source: the annotation of a GenBank genome assembly
CUGACACUGCGACUGCCACUCGCGAGUUGCAUUGACCAUGUUCAACGCGCCGCGGACGCAGCCUCGUUACAACAACGGUGGUGGCGGCGGCUUUGGCAGCUUUGUUGACGAGAAUCCUCUUGCUGCGUCGACAUACGAUACUUUGGAUCCGUGGAGUGCGGCUCCGAGUCCUUCAGCGACACCUGCACCUUCCAGCGGGAAUUCGAUCUUCAGUUCAGUCCUCGCGGACGCUACUGUUCCUGCCAUCUACGACCAGGCUUUUCUGCUCGUCGAUCCGAGUAACACCGGCGAAACAUCUGUCAACUCUUUAUCCCGCGUGCUGGGUACAUCGUCCCUUCCUGCAUCCACGAUAGACAAAAUCGUCAAUCUUGUGAGCAACAAGCCGCGCGUCUCCAAGCUCGAGUUUUUCGUCGCAAUUGCUCUGGUUGCCCUCGCUCAGGCUGGAAAAGACGUCAGCAUUGAACAGGUCGCAUCGUUGUCGUCACAAAGCACUCUGCCCGAGCCUAUGCUGGAUUUGACGAAGCUUCCACCAUCCAACUCCACCUUCGCUGCACCCAUCAACCAAAGACAGAACAGUUUGCCCGCAGGAAUUCGAGCACCCGCCCCCAUGUAUGCGGCAGACGACCCCUGGAAUACCAACUCUCGCGUACCAGGGAUGGUAACAAAUAACGGAUUGGAACCAUCCCAGAGCCACGGAACAUCGUCGACUAUCGGAACAGGUCUUCCCUCCAGCUGGUGGUCGAAACAGGACAUGGUCAAUGUAACGCUGCUGGGCGCCCAGGGAUUCAUAUUGAAUCGAUUCAUGGUCUAUGAGAUAUCAUCCUCGCGCGGAUCCCCAGUAACGAGAAGAUACUCCGAAUUCGUUUUUGUUUGGGAAUGCUUAUUACGGCGGUAUCCCUUUCGUCUCUUCCCCGCUCUACCGCCUAAGCGCAUAGGCGGUGACGAGGCAUUCCUGGAGCAACGAAGGCGAGGACUGACUCGUUCUCUCAACUUUGUCAUAAACCAUCCUGUCAUCAAGGAGGACGCAUUAUUGGGAGCCUUCCUGACGGAGCCUUCUUUCGAACAAUGGCGGAAGAGUACCCCAAUCUCCCUAGACGAGGAAUCAGCCAGCAAACGUGUUGACCGAGCUGAGGAAAUGUCUAUCCCUAGUGAUUUGGAGGAGAAACUGGGCAUCCUUCGACGACGGAUUGGCCCACUCAUUGAGCAAUGGCAAAGGAUUUCUAUCUUGGCUGAGCGGAUCAUCAAACGGCGUGAAGCGGCAGCGGUACGAGUAGCCCCUCCCUUCCGACCGGGUUCCCUGCAAGCUCAUUUGAAUUUGCCCAUGUUUUCCUCCACUCCAUCUUUGUCUUCGGCCCUAUCAACAUCCUCCGGAUCUUCGGUGCCUUCAUUCAAUUCUCUUUUCGCGAUUUCUCAUGUGGACACUCUUUUCGGAAUCCAUUCGAACGUGGGCACGGAACAGGGAGACAUGGCCAGAUUGACCAACACUCUGCGAGUGGUUGCGGAAAUCAACGAACAGUGUUGGCGAGGAGACGACUGCGAAUUGUCUGCUGGAGUGCGCUUGGGCCUGCAACAGAUUGCUGCGCACACUCAACGCUAUUCUGAGUUGUCUGAGCUUCGCACCCGUACUUUACUCGAUACCACGCUCGAGAGCAUCAAGAGUCAACGCGAUCUAUUCAUGGCUCUCAAGGAUCUGCUCAUCCGUAAUGACCGGUUGUCGAUCGACCAGGUAGAACGAUUGAAGCAACGUGUCGACACUGCUUCGUCGAAAUUGGAAGCUGUGAAAGCUGCUCAGAAGGACGGCUGGCAAGAGGAAGCCGACAAGUACGUCGCGGCAAUCGAGAAAGAUCAGGCCACGAUCGCUGCCCAACUGAGCCGCAGAGUCUUUAUUCGGGCAUGUCUGUGGCACGAGCUGCGUGUCAUAUUGCACAACCGAGAAAACACUCUGGUUAGUCAAGUUGCCCAAUCCCUCUCGCGGGAAGAACAAGCAUACACCGAGAACGUCCUGCACACCUGGACAUCGCUAGCCGAGGCGGUCGGUGAUAUGCCCUUUGAGUAAACGUCGUCUUUCAAACUGUCUCACGAACAUCCAUGACCAUAAUGCAUGAUCUUAUACCAGUACAUACCUUACAUUACCCCACCAAUGAGACCGUACAUGGGUUGAACUCCCUUGGAAUCUCGUGAACCCCUAGAGUCACGUGUGACUUGACUGUCACGGACAGUGGACACGCGAACACCAGAGCUCUCUUCAGAAAACUUGUGUGCCGAGUUCCAAGGAUGGUCGUUCUCGCUGCCUCGAUAUGCACCAAAGGGGGCAAAGCGGUUUUGUCGCGCCAGUUCCUGGACAUGUCCCGCACUCGCAUUGAAUCGCUCCUGGCCUCGUUCCCGAAACUUCUCCCGCCCCCGUCGAGCACACAACACACUCUCAUAGAGACACCAGACGUCCGCUACGUCUAUCAGCCAUUGGAAGAUCUCUAUAUACUCCUUAUAACCAACAAGGCCUCCAACAUCCUGCAAGACAUAGAUACCCUGCACCUCCUGGCUCGCGUCGUGUCAGACAUGUGUCGGAACGCGACCGAAAGCGAAGUUGGCACCCGCGCCUUCGAGAUCCUGGGCGCAUUUGAUGAGGUGGUUGGGCUGGGUUAUCGAGAGAACUCUGUUGGGCUCGUCCAGGUCCGCAACGCUUUGGAAAUGGAGAGUCACGAGGAAAAGAUCCAGGAGAUCAUCGCUCGGAACAAAGAGAUGGAGGCAAAGGAAGAGCUCAAGCGACGCGCUAAACAGCUCGAGCUUCAACGUCAACAGCAGCGCCGGGCCGCCAACUCUGGUGGGUUUGGCAAUUCCUCCCCUUAUGGGGGAGGUAUUACCGGAUACUCCUCUGUGCCUACCCAGUACACUUCUCCGACCCCUGCUGUUUCUGUCACUCCGAGUGCUCCGGCUCCUCGAGCGCCUGCGUUCAAGAGCUCGGGCAUGAAGCUGGGUUCCAAGAAAACAAAGCAGGCCGAGCUGAUCGAUGCUUUGGGUGGAGACUAUGUCGCGUCGGUUGGUCUGGUUUCAGAACCACCCACUCCUUCUGUUGGUGCUGCUGCUCCUAUUCCCGCCGCGGCUCCGACAAGCAAGAGAGGCAGUCUUCCGGAAGUGGAACAUGCCGGUGUUCAUGUCAGCAUCACGGAGGAGAUUACAUGCUCGCUUUUGCGUGACGGCGGUUUGGAGAAAGACAUCGAGCUCAAGGGCGACAUGAAUUUGUUCAUCAGCGAUGAAUCCAACACUCGUCUCCUGAUCGCACUCGUGCCUAUUGACGAAUCCAAUAUUCUUGGUGCUGGUCUGCAGUACAAGCAGCACCCGUCCACGGCCAAGUUCGACUUGAAAGCCGGCGUUUCCAAGCCAAAGGAGAUCAAGAUGAAGGACACUAGCCGCCCUUUCCCUACUGGUCAGAACCUACCGGUCGUUAAGUGGCGUGCCAAAACGAGCGACGAAGGAGCAGUGCCGAUAUCCAUUAACUGUUGGCCGACAACGUCUAACGAUGGCACGUGCGAAAUCAGCAUUGAGUAUGAGCUGGAAAACGAGAACGUGACUCUCUAUGAUCUGGACAUUUACAUCCCGCUCCCGGCGGGCUCGUAUCCGACCGUAUCUUCGCACUCUGGUGAAUGGUCGUUGGAUCCUGGAUCCCAUUCUCUGUUGUGGUCGACACCUGUUGUUUCGGCCGAUGCUCAAUCCGGGUCGCUGAUGUUUACUGUCGCUGGGGACGACCCAGAAGCGUUUUUCCCCGUGCGGGUGGGCUUCGUCGGAAAAGGGAGUCUAGCCGGUGUAGCGAUCGCCAGUAUCAAGUCGUUCGAAGAUGACUCUGAGCCUCCAUUCUCCGUCGACUCGAUUGUCAUAACCGAUGGAUACCUGGUGGUUUAGAACAUUUCUGUACAUUGAUUACAGCAGGUCUAAUGUACAUACAUCACUCGAUGAAAGCCUGGAUGACCCCAGCAAGCGUACUUGGCAAGUGACCUGAUUCUCGUGGCUGUGUAUCAGGAUGCGACCUUUCUAAUCAAGUGAUGGGUUGCUUAGCGGGAAAGAAGGUUGCUUGCGACUACCACAUUUAAAACCCACAGGGUCCUACCCUCUCUCCUAAUCCCACUCUUCGACUUUCUUUUCCCCCCUUGAACUUCUCUUCUGAACGACUGCGCCGGCGCUAUCACCUGCAUCUGUCCGCUUCUCCAUCAUCUUAAUCAGCUUUCCGUCAGUCGGCCUUAUUCAUCAUCAUCAAAUAUAUAUAUAUACAUAUAAACUCCGGACAUGGCCAAGUUCCUGAACGAACUUUGGACCAACACGCCUCUCAGCUCGACCUUCAAAAGCAGGGGUAUCGAACUACCUCCGGACUCAGCCGAAUCUGCUUCGCUCAUGGGCAAGGAAAUGGACGGGCCCUCUAUGGGUGUGGAGAAGUGCGAUCUGCGCAUUGAGGGGAUGACGUGCGGGGCAUGUGUAGAGUCUAUCGAGGGCAUGCUCCGCGAGCAGCCCGGUAUCGUGUCCAUCAAGGUCGCACUUCUAGCCGAGCGGGGAGUGGUGGAAUACGAUCCCAAGCUGUGGACCGUGGAGAAAAUCGUCAAUGAAAUUUCCGACAUUGGCUUUGACGCGACACUCAUCCCGACCUCCCGGUCUGACAAAGUGAAUCUGCGGGUUUUCGGUAUGACCUGCGGGUCGUGCACAUCAACUGUCGAAGCAGGAUUAGCAUCGGUGCCCGGUAUCCAGAGCGUUGCCGUGUCCCUUGCAACGGAGACGUGCACGAUCGAAUUCGACCGAGCGCUUAUCGGCCCCCGUGAAAUGGUCGAGAGAAUAGAGGAUAUGGGUUUCGACGCCAUGCUCGCAGACCAGGGUGACUCGACGCAGAUCGCCUCUUUGACGAGAACCAAGGAAAUUCUUGUGUGGCGAUCGCGCGUGCUAUGGAGUCUGUGCUUUGCUAUCCCCGUGUUUUUCAUUUCUAUGGUGGGGCCGCACAUCCCCGGGAUCCGCACUCUGCUACACUCAGAGCUUGUGAAUGGUAUCUAUCUCGGAGAUGUGCUGGUGUUCUGCCUGACGACUCCGGCGCAAUUUUGGAUCGGGGCUAGCUUUUACAAGAGCGCCUGGAAGGCGAUCAAGCACAGAGCAGCUACGAUGGAUGUACUGGUGAUGCUGGGGACGACCGCUGCAUACGCCUAUUCAUUUAUAUUCAUGUUCCUGGCCAUGUUCAACACAACGCCCGGCUACCGGCCUGCUCUGUUCUUCGACACCAGCACGAUGCUGCUCACCUUCAUCUCCCUCGGUCGCUACCUGGAGAACAAGGCCAAGGGCAAGACGAGCGCCGCGCUGACCGACCUGAUGGCUCUGACGCCGUCUAUGGCCACUAUCUACACGGAUGCGCCAGCAUGCACCCAGGAGAAGAAGAUCGCCACUGAGCUUGUUGAGGUUGGGGACACCGUGAAAUUGGUUCCGGGCGACAAAGUUCCCGCUGACGGCACGGUCAUCAAAGGUUCUUCGAGCGUGGACGAAAGUGCGAUCACCGGGGAGCCGAUUCCAGUGUUGAAGCAGGCGGGAGACAGUGUUAUCGGCGGAACUGUGAACGGGUUGGGGACGUUCGAUAUGAUAGUCACGCGAGCCGGCAAGGACACAGCGCUCUCGCAGAUUGUCAAGCUCGUGGAGGAUGCGCAGACGUCAAAGGCGCCGAUCCAAGCGUUCGCGGACAAGGUCGCCGGAUAUUUCGUGCCUGGUGUGAUCUCGCUCGCGGUGGUGACUCUGAUUGCGUGGCUGCUCAUCUCGACGUUUGUCAGCGACGAGGAUCUGCCGUCGAUGUUCCUCAAGCACGGCACGAGCAAGCUGGCUGUCUGUGUGCAGAUGUGCAUCAGCGUUGUGGUUGUCGCGUGUCCCUGUGCGCUCGGGCUCAGCACGCCGACAGCCAUCAUGGUCGGCACUGGCAUGGGUGCCAAGAACGGCAUCCUCAUCAAAGGUGGCAGAGCGCUUGAAGCCAGCAGGAGCAUCCGCCGUGUCGUGGUUGACAAAACCGGGACUGUCACCGUCGGGAAGAUGAGCGUUGUUGGAUUGCACUGGGUUCCUGCGCAUUCGUCUUCUGAGGAGCCAUUCGGAAACGACACCGGACUUGAUGCUCUGUGCGCCGACAACGUGACGACGCGGCUUGCGGCGCUGUCGAUGGUGACUGCUGCUGAAGCCAAGUCGGAGCAUCCGCUGGCCACUGCGAUCGCUGCUUAUGGCAAGGAGCUUCUGCGGGACACGGAGGAUAAGACGAGCAUGGAGAGUUUCGAGAGCGUGACUGGGUCCGGUCUGCGCGCGAUCAUCACCUACGCGGGGUCCAAGUACACCCUGUUCGUUGGCACUGCGAGGUUCAUCACCCAGUCUGAGGAUGGAUACGUCCCGUCGACGCUGUCUGCUUACGAAGCCCAGGAAACGACCCUCGGGCGCACGGUCAUCUACGCGUCGUUGCUCAAGGCCACGUCGUCCCAGCCCCUGCCGAUCCUGGCCGUAUCGCUUUCCGAUGCACCGAAGCCGUCGAGCAAGUAUGCGAUUCGAGCACUGCAGCGCAUGGGCAUCGAGGUGAACAUGAUGACCGGCGACAGCAAGACCACGGCCCUGGCGAUCGCGAAGCAGGUCGGCAUUCCCGCGGACGGUGUCUGGGCUGGCAUGAGCCCCAAGGGCAAAGCGUCGAUGGUGACCGAGCUGAUGGAGAAGCACCAGCAGGGAGUCGCCAUGGUCGGAGACGGCAUCAACGACUCGCCUGCGCUCGUCGCUGCCACCGUCGGCAUCGCCCUCGCAUCCGGCACGUCCGUUGCCAUCGAGGCUGCCGACAUCGUCCUCAUGCGCGGAGACCUGCUCGACGUUGUCGCUGCCCUGCAUCUUUCCCGGAGCAUCUUCUCUGUCAUCAAGCGCAAUCUCGUCUGGGCGUGCAUCUACAACCUGCUCGGCAUCCCGCUUGCCAUGGGCUUCUUCCUCCCGCUGGGGCUGUACAUGCAUCCGAUGUUGGCUGGCGCGGCGAUGGCGUUCUCCAGUGUCAGCGUCGUCACGAGUUCCCUGACCUUGAAAUGGUGGAAACGCCCUGCGGACAGCAUCAUGCCUGGGUCCGACGCCGAGUUCUCCUCGAACAUCUUCGCCACUGUCCGCACUGCCGUGGGCGACGUCUGGAGCAGCGUCCGCUCGCUGGGCCGCCCCAACCGCAGGGAUGAGUAUGGUUACAGCCAACUGCCCGUGGAAAUGAGCAGCGUUUAGAAGUUUUUCGAUCUAGUCUAGCUGUGUAUCUUUGUAGUUUUCAUGUCUGCUGUCAUUUAUCUGCUAUUAUAAAAUCA